Raphanus sativus (radish) is the source of this 1492-nucleotide messenger RNA. Its product is annotated as septum-promoting GTP-binding protein 1. The record is from RefSeq and is a predicted model, not a curated record. Lineage: Eukaryota; Viridiplantae; Streptophyta; Magnoliopsida; Brassicales; Brassicaceae. Bases 317 to 1177 code for a protein of 286 amino acids. Gene Ontology annotation, molecular function: GTPase activity; GTP binding. The transcript is spliced from 6 exons.
UGCCUACCAAAAAUAUUCAAAACACCCCAAUAAUUAAUUAAAGUAACAUUCAAUUAAAAUGCUAACAAUUAUAAUUAAAAAAAGCUUUAAGUGUCGUCCGCUCCGAGAAAAGAUGAGAAAAUACUCAGAAACCUAAAAAGCUUUCACGUAAGUAUAUUGCUUCUCUCUCUCCAUCCAUUUCUAUGGCCAAAUAUGGAACCAAUUAGCUUCUCUCUGGCCAUCAUCAGAUCUUUUUGAAACUGCCUUCCUCUUCUUCUCUUCUCGUUUCUUUCUUUUUUGGUAAUCCUCCGUUAUAUUCUUGUAAUCAAUCUCAAGAAUGGCUCAGUCAUGCCUUAAGAUCGUUCGACUCAACAACCUCAAGAACAGAGUGAACCGUAGGAUUUUGAUUCUCCGUCGAUACACUCGGCUUCUCUGGAGCAGAAUCGUCGCUUUCGCUCCCAGAAAAUCACGGAGAUAUCUGUUGCUGUCACGCGCCGCCACCCCGUCUCCAUCCGUCUCUCGUCCUCAGCCUCCCCCGAUCCCCGCCGUGGAAACUGGUGGCGGUGAGUUCGUUCGCCGCAUAUCGGUACACGAACAAGAUAACAGCCACCGGAGAUCUGAUUCUGAUCUGGUUUCUCUGAAGAUCAGUCUCUUAGGAGAUCCCGAGAUCGGAAAAACUUGCUUCCUGGCGAAAUAUGUUGGUGAGGAGAAAGAAUUUGAAAUGAGGGAACUGGAGAAAGGGAUUAAUUGCACGGACAAGAUGUUAUCCAUGGGAGGUGCUCGCAUUUCCUAUAGUAUCUGGGAAUUAGAAGGAGCUGAGAAAUCACGGGAUCUGAUCCCCAUGGCUUGCAAGGACUCUGUAGCUAUUCUCUUCAUGUUCGAUUUGACUAGUCGUUGCACACUUAACAAUGUGAUCAGCUGGUAUCAAGAAGCUAGAAAGUCUAAUCAGACUGCGAUCCCAGUUAUGGUAGGAACCAAGUUUGAUGAGUUUAUCCAGCUUCCUAUUGAUCUUCAGUGGACUAUUGCUAGCCAGGCGAGAACCUACGCAAAGGCGCUAAACGCGACGCUCUUCUUCUCGAGUGCUUCGUACAACAUAAACGUAAAUAAGAUCUUUAAGUUUGUCACGGCGAAGCUCUUUGACUUACCAUGGACGGUGGAGCGGAAUCUCACCAUCGGAGAACCACUCAUCGACUUCUAGCAUCUUCCACGACGUAUAUUUAGCUAUACAUAUUUUUCAUUCAUUAUCGCCGUGUGAUUGGUCGGACCAGCCGGCCGUCUAGUAAACGAACUGGAGACAUGAUGAGGCGGAGAUUUCGCCCGCGUUCUUCACUAUUAUAUGUUUCUUUUUCAAACAAACAUCAAAACAAAAAUGUAUCGAGAGAAAAGUUGCACGAGAAAAAAAAGAAGAGAAGAUCGUGAUUUUUUUCUUAUUCUUUUUAUAAUGUUUCCGAUUUCGAUAACAACUGGAGAAUUUUGGUCCUAGUAAAUUCUAAAUAGUAAAUACCAUUUUGCU